AUGGGUAAAAAGGCGUUUAUCAGCAGACACAUAGUUACAUUCACCAACACAACAAAUCGUUCAAAUAAACCUAUUUUUGGCAUAAUUCUGGUUCUAGACGAAGUAAUUUAUGACGUAAUUGUUUUAGACAAAGAAAUAUCAGUGCGUUCCAUCAUUGAAAAGUAUAACGAAUGAAAUCCAAUUAAUUGUGAAGACCUUUAUAUUUCACCUGGAAUUAUUGAUUUAAAUGUACGCCGAGAAUGAGAAGACUAUACCCAUCUGACCAAAGCAGCAGUUUCAGGAGGUGUCACUUUAUUGUUAGAAGAAGUAGGCUACUAUAUUGAUCAACCUCCUUUAGGCGAGCUUUAUUGUGACGUAGGCAAAAUUUUUACCUUACUCCUUCCAAUACUUUUUAUUAUAAUUAUUUUUAAUAUAAUUUUGUUAAAGUGAUUAUUAAUGAGGCGAGCUAGAAAUCACCAAUCUCGAACAAUUACCAAAUCUUGCUUCACAAGGGUUUUUUGGAGUAAAAGGCUAUCUUUUUCCUCCGAGUUCCACAAUUCAAUGCAUCCCUUCUAAUCUCAACAUAGUAUUUGCUGAGAUGGCUGAAAGCCAAUUAACGCUAUUUAUAGAUCCCACUUUGCCGAACCCAAGAAUGCUUUAUAAUUCAUCGCCUAAUAGGCUGUCGACAUUAGAGGAAAGGUUUGAAUCAAAAAAUAUUGAUUCAACCAAAACCUUUGCUGCAGCUUUUCCUGAUGCUAUUGAGUCUGAUGGCUCUGAAGAAGAAAACCCUGAAGAGACUCCAAAAAAGAGAUUUCGAAGACAAACCCACCAAACGAAAUCAAAGACAUUUAAACCAGUCAUAAAUAGAUCGAUUUCAUCUCAUGCAAUUGUUGAGCCUAAUGUGGGAUAUACGAGAGAGCUGCCUAUUCCUGAAAUCCCUGGCUCCCUCCUUUAAAUGCGAACUAAAUAUAAUGGAAAAUGUUAAUUUCAGAAAUUAAACUAUUCUAUAAUAAGCAAAACUUAGGCUAAUUUUAUUAAAAUUUUAGAUAGAUUUUUUAGCAUAAAUUUUAAAAUAAAUAGGUUUUUUAUAGCAAACUUGAAAAUUAUUAAUCAAAAAGUCUAGUUCGUUUUGGGAGCGGAAGAGUGAAGAAGAAGAUGAAAUAAAGCCAAAUGGAACUGUAAAAAAAACUAAUUAUACUAUUUUUGAUGAUCUUGAUAAAAGAAUUAAAGAAAACCAAGCAAAUAUAGAAAAUUUGUGCAAAGCUGAACAAUUUACAUAUGAAAACUCAGGAUCAACUAGUUAUUCUUCCACUUCUCCAGUGGCUUCUAAAAAUGAUGGAUUUAGCUCUAUAUUAGCAUUAUCCCCAAAAACUGAUGUUAAGAUCCAAAAUUUAGAUUCAAGUUUAUUGCAAGUCCCAAGCCAAAAUACUAAUAAUGUUUAUCAGUCAAGAAUUGCUAAGAGGAGACCUCCUUCAUUAUCAAUAAAAACUGAAUUAAAAAGCUCAAAAGAAAGAGUUUAUUUAUACCACUUGCUCCACCAAUUAUCAGCAAACAGAUUUUCUAUAUGCUUUUAAAACAAAAAAAAUUUAUAAUAAGAUUUUGGUUAUUUAUUAAAUUAAAUGCUUAUUUUAAUUAUGAUUAAAUUGCUUUGAACUUCUAAAAGUAUUUUUUAUCAUACCUUUUGCUUUUCAAAUUGAAAUAUAAUAUAUAAAUAUUUCAAUAUCUAAAAAUUCCAUUAAAAUCCUUAAAUUAAUAUAUAAAGCAACUGUGCUAGCAAAUUUUCCUGACAGCUGAGAAAUAACUGGUGUUGAAAAAAUAAUCCAAGGACUAAAAAAGUCUCUAUGCAGAGUCCAUGUAACAAAUUUGUCCUCAGCAACUGCACUUAAUAGAGUCAGACAAGCCAAAGAAGAAUUUAAAUGCCUGUCAUGUGAAAUUUCAGCGACUUCUCUGUGCUUUACAAGUGCUUCCAUUAAAGAUGGAGACACAAGAUUCAAAACAGCUCCCCCAAUUCGAAGCCAAACCAAUCUAAUGCUGCUAUGGGAUUUAUUGAAAAUGAAAGGAAUAGAUUCAAUCGUUUCAAGCCACGCCGCUAUAAAACCUGAGCUAAAAGCAUUAGAAUCAGGGAACUUCCAAAAAGCGCUUAAUGGGAUCUGCUCAUUAGGCUUUACAUUGCAAGCAGUCUGAACAAUGCUAAACGGUCCAGCCACUUCGAUGUCACAGCUUGAGCACUAUAUUGUUAGGCUAGCUAAAUGGCUCAGCCUUCAUCCAGCCAAAAUUUUAAAUGUAAGCGAUUCCCGAGGGGCAGGGCCCAAUGAUAGUAUAUUUCACCAAAGUACUUUUGGUCGAAAAUUGGUUGAAACUUUUUGAUAGUGAGACAUUUGACCCAAAAACAUUUAGAUCAAAUGUAUUUAGAUGAAAUGUGCACUGUCAAAACCACUGUCAUUUGACAUGGAGCUGAUUCCCGAGGCAGCAUUGAAAAAGGGAAAUUUGCUGAUUUGCUUAUAUGGGAUCCAUACAGCAGGUCAACUGUAAACAAUGUGCACUCUCAAUACCAUGAAGUAUCUCCAUUUAUUGGUAUGGAGUUCAUGGGGAAAAUCCAUAGCGUUUAUGUUAGGGGCAAACGCGUUUUUUAUGAAGGAGUAUUCAAGCCAAAAGGCAAGAGGGUAAUGAAAUCUGUUUUAUAA
This is a messenger RNA of Blepharisma stoltei, 2663 nucleotides long. The record is from the annotation of a GenBank genome assembly. Lineage: Eukaryota; Ciliophora; Heterotrichea; Heterotrichida; Blepharismidae.